Molecule: messenger RNA, 1357 nt
Organism: Caenorhabditis sp. 36 PRJEB53466
Lineage: Eukaryota; Metazoa; Nematoda; Chromadorea; Rhabditida; Rhabditidae
Source: the annotation of a GenBank genome assembly
AUGACCGUCCAAACGAAAGGCGCCACGAAGGCGUCGUCGUGUCCACACCGUGUCCUUCUCCGCACCGCACCGGAAUCGGAUGAAGCGCUCGGCAACAACGCGAUCGUCAUGAUCGCUCGUCGUCGUCAUCGGCGUGCGUCUGCCGAACGCGAGGCGCACUGCUCGACGGUCCGCUCGUCGACCACGCUCAUCUUCUUCAUCGCCAUCGUCGUGUCGGCGAACGUUCUGGGCAUUUUGUCGAUCGACUCCGAGCACCCGGGUCCGUUCGCACAGUUCACCGGCGCUCAGCCCACCUUCCACAUGUGCUUGUGCAUCGUUCUGCACCUCGUCACUCUGGCCACCGGACUCUCGCGCACCGUCGUCGGAUGUCGUGUCGCCAUGGCCAUCGCCGUGAGUUUAAAGGACCAGGGAACCCAAAAAUUUUUUGAUUUUUUUGUGAAAUUUUUUUGUGACUGUUUUAAUUGUCUCUUAUUGCCUCAUACACUGGUGAAAUGCUGCCUCUCAAAAAUGCCAAUGGCCGAAAAAUAUAUAAAAAAAUAUAUAAGGCACUUCAUAUCGACUGAAUGAAAACAAUUUUUUAGCAGUGAAAAAAUAAGUAAGUGCCGAACAAAUGUCAAUCAACUGAAAAAUGGGAGAAACCGUGAAUUUUUGGAAAAAAACCGGUAAAAAAGCGGAAAAAAUAAAAUGGCCGAGAAGCGCAUAUUUCUAGGCCAUUGGCGCUAGGCCACGGUCACAACUUCAACUGCAUGCCGUUUCGUUCAUUGGCAUUUUUGAGAGGCAGCAUUUCACCAGUGUAUGAGGCAAUAAGAGACAAUUCAAACAGUCACAAAAACAUUUCACAAAAAAAUCACAAAAUUUUUGGGUUCCUUGGUCCUUUAAAAGUUUCCACACACACACACACACAAGCAAACGGACCAUCGAUUUUAGUGGCUCUUCUUCCUCUUCUCUGUCGCUCUCAUGCUGUUCACACCGGCGUUUGUGGGAAGCUACGUGGCGAGUGGCGUGGCGCCACGUGACAACUCGACCACCGUCCGUCAUCUCGACACCGCCACCGAGCGCUUCUAUCAGGGAUUCGCGUUGGCGCUCGGCGGACAGUGCAUGAUGUUCCUCGUGUUGUUGGGUGAGUCCGGGCGCUGAAAUUAGACCAAUCACACGUUUGUUUUUGGUAUUGUGCAUUCGGGAGACGUUUCGCAACUGUCCUCGACCAUUUUCAGGUGCGAUCUUCCAAAUGACGGUAGUCGCGGAGCUGCUCCGUGAGGCGCACCACCUCGAAGACACUCAAAUAUUCGCCGCCCACGCCGCACACGCUCACGCAAACUGCUCCGACGAAGAAUCCUUCAUUCCGCCGCCCAUCUGA